Messenger RNA from Cucumis melo (muskmelon), 3038 nucleotides. Its product is annotated as ATP-dependent zinc metalloprotease FTSH 11, chloroplastic/mitochondrial. Gene Ontology annotation, cellular component: membrane; chloroplast thylakoid. The transcript has 17 exons. NCBI's taxonomy places the organism in Eukaryota, Viridiplantae, Streptophyta, Magnoliopsida, Cucurbitales, Cucurbitaceae. The coding region runs from base 230 to 2725 and encodes 831 amino acids. Gene Ontology annotation, biological process: proteolysis. Gene Ontology annotation, molecular function: metalloendopeptidase activity; ATP-dependent peptidase activity; ATP hydrolysis activity. The record is from RefSeq and is a predicted model, not a curated record.
UUAUGAAGAGCCACAAAAGUUUCUCACAAAGUCCGCGUAAAAAAGCCGGCGCCAAGUAGAGGUUUUUGCAAAUCCAAAAUAUUUGUUUGUUAUUUUUGAGGAUAAGGCUUUUCUCUCUUGGUUCUUCCUCGCCCUCUCCUUUUCCUCCUUUGCUAUUUUUUUCACUCUGUAUCUAUUUUCUCUUCUCAACUUCCCCUACCCAUUUUGGAUUUCGGGAGUUUCAACCGUAAUGGUCAAUCUUCAAGCUUCUUUGUUUUGUAAUCCUUCACUUUCUUCUUUGCCGCCUCUGCUUUCUUCUUCAUCUUCAACCAAAAUCUUUCAUUUUUCUUUUUCCCUUCCUCCUCGUUCUAUUUCUUACAACCCCUUUUGGCUUUCUGGGUUUCGAUUUAAUCAUUGUUCUAAAUCUUCAAUCCAUUGUACAUUGCACCCUGACUAUGGGAAUUUCAAUCCAGAAUCGAUUUCUUCUCCCGGUGGCAACAUGGGUUCUGGUCCACAAGAUUUCAAUCUUGGUGGGUUUGGCGAUCAAGGUGCGGAUUUUGAUGGGAGUAGGGUGGAGGGUAGUGAUAGUUCGGAGAUAUUGAUGAACAUUGAGGCUGGGGUUAUGGCUACUGAUGAAAUUCCUGAGCCAGUCUUGGAUACUCCCGGAAAUGUGGAAUUUGAGAGUGGAAUUCAGUCUGAGAAAGAGGGUAAGUGGAGAAAGUUGCCGUUUGUGGUAUUCUUGAUGGGAUUCUGGGCAGCAACGAGAAGGAGAUUUCAGAAGGUGAUUGAAAUUCUAAUGGAUUGGUAUAGUUGGUGGCCCUUUUGGCGGCAGGAGAAGCGUUUGGAGCGUUUAACUGCCGAGGCUGAUGCAAAUCCGAAGGAUGCGGCGAAGCAGAGUGCUUUAUUAGCCGAGUUGAAUAAGCAGAGUCCCGAGUCUGUCAUUAGGCGUUUUGAGCAAAGGGAGCAUGCUGUAGACAGUAGAGGAGUAGUGGAGUAUCUUCGAGCACUUGUUGCCACCAAUGCUAUUGCUGAAUAUCUUCCUGAUUCUGAAAGUGGAAAGCCAUCAACUCUUCCUUCAUUGCUACAAGAGUUGAAGCAGCGUGCUUCAGGAAAUGUUGAUGAGUCCUUUGUGAACCCUGGCAUUUCUGAGAAACAGCCAUUGCAUGUAGUAAUGGUUGACCCUAAAGUACCCAACAAGUCUCGUUUCAUGCAAGAACUUAUCUCAACUAUACUUUUCACUGUUGCUGUUGGAUUAGUAUGGUUUAUGGGUGCUACUGCACUUCAAAAAUACAUAGGGAGUUUGGGGGGCAUAGGAACCUCAGGUGUUGGAUCAAGUUCUUCAUAUGCUCCAAAGGAGUUAAAUAAAGAAGUUAUUCCAGAAAAGAAUGUCAAGACAUUUAAAGAUGUUAAAGGUUGUGAUGAUGCAAAGCAAGAGCUGGAAGAAGUGGUGGAGUAUUUGAAAAAUCCUUCCAAGUUUACCCGGCUGGGUGGAAAGUUGCCAAAGGGAAUUCUUUUAACAGGAGCCCCAGGAACUGGAAAAACUUUACUUGCUAAGGCUAUUGCUGGUGAAGCUGGAGUACCGUUUUUCUAUAAAGCUGGAUCUGAGUUUGAAGAAAUGUUUGUCGGUGUUGGUGCUCGGCGUGUAAGGUCAUUAUUUCAAGCAGCCAAGAAAAAGGCUCCUUGCAUCAUAUUUAUCGACGAAAUAGAUGCAGUCGGGUCCACUAGAAAACAGUGGGAAGGCCACACAAAGAAAACAUUGCAUCAACUGCUUGUUGAAAUGGAUGGCUUUGAGCAGAAUGAGGGUAUCAUAUUGAUGGCUGCUACAAACUUGCCUGACAUUCUUGAUCCAGCCUUGACAAGGCCCGGUAGAUUUGACAGGCAUAUUGUUGUCCCAAAUCCCGAUGUACGGGGUCGCCAAGAGAUUCUAGAGCUCUACUUACAAGACAAACCAUUGGAUGAUGAUGUAGAUGUUAAAGCAAUCGCUCGAGGCACACCAGGAUUUAAUGGGGCAGAUCUUGCAAAUUUGGUUAACAUUGCAGCCAUUAAAGCUGCUGUUGAUGGUGCCGAGAAGUUAAACUCUUCGCAGUUGGAGUUCGCAAAAGAUAGAAUAGUUAUGGGUACAGAGAGGAAAACAAUGUUUUUAUCAGAAGAGUCAAAGAAGCUCACCGCAUAUCACGAGAGUGGUCACGCAAUUGUUGCAUUUAACACUGAGGGUGCGCACCCGAUUCAUAAGGCGACGAUCAUGCCUCGUGGAUCUGCUUUAGGAAUGGUCACACAACUUCCUUCAAGCGACGAGACAUCUAUUAGCAAGAAGCAAUUAUUAGCACGACUUGACGUUUGCAUGGGUGGAAGAGUUGCCGAGGAGAUCAUAUUCGGGGAAGACCAUAUCACUACAGGAGCAAGUAGUGAUCUCAACACAGCAACGGAGCUUGCCCAAUAUAUGGUAUCGAGUUGUGGUAUGAGUGAUGCAAUUGGACCAGUUCAUAUCAAAGAACGUCCGAGUUCAGAACUGCAGUCCCGAAUUGAUGCAGAAGUGGUUAAACUCCUAAGAGAUGCAUAUGAUCGCGUGAAAGCCCUCUUGAAAAAGCACGAGAAGGCUUUACAUGCACUGUCGAAUGCUCUUUUAGAAUAUGAAACACUCAGUGCAGAAGAAAUAAAGAGGAUUCUACUUCCUUAUAGAGAAGGACAGUUGCCAGACCAACAAGAUGAAGUAGAACAACAAGAAGGGGAUCUUGUGUUGGCUUGAAGUUCUAUGACACUCCAUUGCCAUCAAUGUAAAGUACCUGAAAACAACCGUGAAAGGAAAAGGUGAUAUUAUUUCAUAUUGAUUCUGAUACAUAAUGGUGGGUUAUAGACAGUAAAUGUAGGAAGCUAGAAUCUUCUUCAGGCAGAUUGUGUAUUAUUAUGCCACUUUCCACAAGUGGGGUGAAUUUUGGAACACAACAAUCAGUCCCUUUACACUAUUUUUGUUUUUUAAGGAAUUAUUCAUAAUUGUGCCCUUGGAAGAACGCAUUAUUUAUGUUCAAUGUUACUGUUAGUGUAUAAAAAACUAUUCUUAA